AUGCAACUUCCCUCGUGAGGGAUGCGAACACGCAUGCUCUUUGCCUUGCCACGGAACUACGAGCUGUCCUUCUUCACUGUGCAAACAGAAGGUCGAAGUAACGUGCACGUGUGGACGACGCAAGACGCAGCUUCAUUGUUUUGAAGUUCCAGCUGAAAUGUGUCACUUUUACAGUUGAUUGAUGUUUAGGUGGACAAGAUGUUCGCCGGAAAAUCAGAAAAGACGACUGAUGGUUUUGCGGAGAAUAGUGAGGGAAAAUUAAAGCGAUGCAGUAGUAUGACGGAACUCAACUGGUUUUGAAAUUUCACGCGAAAUCUUUGAAAAAAAAGUUUUUUUAGCCUUGAGUGCGACGAAGAUUGCAAAAAGCUUGAACGCAACAAGAAGUUAGCGAUCGCUCUGGACAUUGAACUUGACGAAUCCGGAGAAACCAUUUUACUUCCCACUAUCACAUAUAGUGACUAUCUAAAGGUGAAUUCUCAUCUUUUUCUGUUUGAUGUGUAUUUCUAUAAUUUAGAACAUUAUGAAGUCUCACCCAGAUUUUGUGAAGUACAUCGAGAAAGUCAUCGUGGAUAUUUUGAAAGAAUUGAAUGACGUUGGUUUAUUUUUUGCUGUCGAUAAUUAAUUGUAUUUUGUCAGCCCAUGAAAUCGCAAGAUUGCUUUACGCUCCACAUGGAUCCUAUGGGUGUAGAGAAAAGACGGUUCAUCCACAACUACGCCCAGUAUUUCAAACUCGAAUCAUACAGUGUCGACAUUUCUCCAAAGCGCAGCAUAGUCUUGAAAGCAAGGCGGUAAGAGUUUGAUUUUUGCAUUCAUUUUCAAAAUCGUUUCUUCCUUCAGAGGAUACUCUUCACAACCAUUAAUACUUUUGAGCGAUUUACCUAAUUAUCGUGGAGCUCUGGCCACACCUGGGCCAAUUACUCUGAGAAAGUAAAACUUCAUUUUUUUUUUUUCAAAACCACUAUGAUCAAUUAAGAGACGAGUUCGAUUCUCUGAAGAAAAAACCCGCGGAAGGACCUGUUGAAAGUGAAAAAGAAGGCUUGAAACCACUCAGGUCAGAGCGGGAAGUUUAUAAAAGGGUGCCGCAAACUUUAACGGUGUGUUUAACUUUUUCUGGUUUUCAAAAAAGAUUUGGUUUAGAUCCGCCCUCGCUCUCCCGUGCAACAGUCUAACCCUUUCUCUGUUUUGGAUAGCGACGUCGAAGAAGUUGAAGAAAAAUGUUCGGAACAAAAACAAAAAGAUUGGUGGGACGAUCCUGAAACGAAGGAAAUCACGCCAGCGAAUGAAUCAGAAGUUCAAGAAACUGAAGAAGUAGUUGCUUUGUCAGAUUGUUGAGUCUGCCUUUCGAAAAAAUUUUGUUUGUUGUCCUUUUGGUCGUAUUUCGUGUCAAAGUAUCUAUUGAACGGUGUAUAUUUUUUAACGAGUAAAAUAAACAUAUUAAUUUAAUUGGAAAGGAAAAUUUCGAUGAAAUGGUUGGAGUGAGCCUUUUAUUACUUUAAGCUUCGGUUUUAUUUGUCACCUUUUAUUAGCCGAAAUCAGGUAACGGGAUGCAGUGCGAUGACGUCACGUGGAACGUUUUGAAUAAAGGACAAUGCUCUUUCAAAGCAUGGUAGCUAUUGUUUCGGCCAUCUCUCAGUUCUUCCUCUCGUUUUAGGACCAAACCGACCUUGUUCUGCCGCAACGAGUUCAACUUGACAGGCCUCUGUAAUCGCGCCUCUUGUCCCCUUGCCAAUUCACAGUACGCGACGGUCCGCGAAGAGAAUGGUUCGACUUUCUCUUUUUAAUUGAGAUCUUGUACCGAAUGCCUACAGGUGUUUGUUAUCUGUAUGCAAAAGUGAUCGAGCGAAGUCACUAUCCUCGUCGACUUUGGGAGAAAACCAAGCUCUCACGCGAUAUGAAUAAGGUAUCGUGGAUUUUUUUUUGAAGCUCUAUUCACAGAUUUCCUCAGGCUUUGGAACAAAUUAGCGACCAAUUACUUCACUGGAGUGAGUAUGUCCGGCACAAAUGUAAAGCGAGGCUGAUCAGAAUUCACCAGUAUUUGAUUCGCAUGAGAAAACUUGCUGUUCGUGGGAAGUGAGCGAAAUAGUUAGCUUCCAUAUUGGUUUUCCGUUUUGAGCCAAAAGAAGAUAGUGACGAUUGGCCGGAAAGUUGAACGACGAGAAAAGCGAAGGGAGGAGAAAGCCCUGAUAGCUGCAAAACUCGAUCACGCCAUCGAGAAAGAACUUCUCGCAAGACUCAAGUUUUAUUUGAUUCUCCUCGAUUUUCACAGUGAUCGACUUGAGGCAAGGCACCUAUGGCGAUGUUUACAAUUUCCGAAAAGAAGCUUUUGAGCAGCUCUUGGACAACACUGAGAAGGAACUUGAGCAGGAACAGGAGGUUGAGCAAGACGAUGAGGUUUUUCCCGUUUUUUUGUUCUGCUUGAUUUAGAUAUUUGAAGCGAUCAAUCGAGGUUUGCUUGGAAAAGCUUGGGCAUUUUAUUCGCAAACUACUGAGUGGAUUAAAAAUAGUAAUGGCCUGAAAAAAUGAGCGCUUUCAAUACCACUUUUGCACACGCUGGGAGCUUUUAAGUGGCUCUUCAUUCUAGAAUAGUUCUUCCACGGAAAUUUAUUCACGUGCAAUUUUUUCGUUGGUUUUAUUUUCUUCUACAGUGAGACUGCAGAUUCUCGGAGCUUUUUCUUCGCAGAGACUGGAAAAAGAAAUAUUUUCGGGGAGCACAGGCACCUUUUUCGAAAGUUAAUUUCGAUCCAGUAUAUGUUUAACCUUUGAAACCUAUGAACUCGUUCAAGGAGACCGGAAAAACGACUUACGUUGCGGAUUUCAACUCUUCGGACGAAGAGGAUGAAGAUAUGGAAGAUAAUGGCGGUAGAUGGACCCCUCCAGACACGGACAGCGAAAACGAUGAUUGGAGAAUGGUCUCUUGCUUCCAGCACGUGUUUCCUGGAUUUUUCUCUUUUCAGGAGGAGGAAAGUGAUGAGGAUGAUGAAGAAGUUGACGACGAGGAAGAGGAUGACGUGGACGAGCCGCCAGCGAAAAAGAAGAUGGUUGCAAAAAGCGUGAAGAAAACGAAAAAGAAAGCAGAUUCCAAGGUCUCAAUUUCAAAGAAGUUGAAAAAGGUUGGGAAAAGGAAAAUCAUCAAUAAGAUCAUUUCUCUUCAGAGACAACGGCCACGCGUCGAAAUCGAAUACGAAGAAGAAGGACCAUCGAAACAGUCUAUUCGUUCUUAA
This is a messenger RNA of Caenorhabditis auriculariae, 3221 nucleotides long. Lineage: Eukaryota; Metazoa; Nematoda; Chromadorea; Rhabditida; Rhabditidae. The record is from the annotation of a GenBank genome assembly.